Messenger RNA from Seriola aureovittata, 5072 nucleotides. RefSeq names its product rho GTPase-activating protein 31 (gene arhgap30). Gene Ontology annotation, molecular function: GTPase activator activity. Lineage: Eukaryota; Metazoa; Chordata; Actinopteri; Carangiformes; Carangidae. Bases 338 to 4270 code for a protein of 1310 amino acids. Gene Ontology annotation, biological process: small GTPase-mediated signal transduction. The transcript is spliced from 14 exons. The record is from RefSeq and is a predicted model, not a curated record.
CAUUUUAUGCUGCUUCUUGCGCGCUGAUGCAGAGUGAAGGGUGGAAGAUGAACCGAAGUAUGUCCUAACAUACCAGCUUGAACUCCAGUGCAACGCAGCUUACAGAGGAAGCAACCUGCACCUGAAAACCAUGCACUGAAGAAAAGGAAACAGAAGCAGCAGCAACAGCAGCACGGUCAAAUCUCUGAAAUGUGCACCACCUCUACAAAGUCAUUGUCACAUUAACCGAGUUGGUCAACACACCCAGGAGCCACGCCGACCGUCAGAAAGUCAGUCUGACAGUCACAAACUGCUCGGGCCGGUCUGAAUGUGAGGUGGAAACAGAAGACAGGACGAGAUGCGAAGAGUUCGGAGAAGAGGGGGAAACAAAGAGAAGGUGUUUGGAUGUGAUCUGCUCGAGCACCUGACUGCCUCCUCUCAAGAGAUUCCUCAGGUCUUGCGAUGCUGCAGUGAAUUUGUUGAGCAUCAUGGAGUCGUGGACGGAAUCUACAGGUUGUCCGGAGUGUCGUCCAACAUACAGAAACUAAGGGGAGAGUUUGAGAACGACGGGAAUCCAGAUCUGAACAAGGAUUUGUAUCUGCAGGACAUCCACUGUGUCAGCUCUCUGUGUAAAGCUUAUUUCAGAGAGCUGCCGAACCCGCUGCUCACAUACCAGCUGUACGACAAGUUCGCUGAGGCUGUGGCCAUCCAGCUGGAGGAGGAGAGGCUGGUAAAGAUCAGAGAUGUUCUGAAAGAACUACCAGCACUUCAUUACAGGACUCUGGAGUACCUCAUGCAUCAUCUGGUCAGAAUGGCCUCACAUUCCUCAGAGACCAACAUGCACGCCAGAAACCUGGCCAUCGUCUGGGCCCCCAACCUGCUCAGGUCAAAGGACAUUGAGGCGACUGGGUUUAAUGGUACAGCGGCCUUCAUGGAGGUCAGGGUUCAGUCCAUUGUAGUGGAGUUCAUCCUCACACAUGUCCCUCAGCUGUUUCCUGAGCAAGGUGUAUCAUCCGAGAGAAGGAAGUCCCUCCCCUCCCCAUCAGCAGAGUCCAAUCAGGAUGAAGGAUUUUUCAAGUCUGUUCCCUCUCAUCCCUGCCCCAGCUUUGGGAACAUCAGUCCAGGAGACGGUCCUAUCGCCAUAAGACCCUACCACGCUAUCAUUGAAGGCACAGACAAGAGGAAAGGAUCUCUCAAGGGCAGGAAGUGGAUGUCCAUAUUCAACAUCGGAGGACGAUUCCCAGACCCGCGGCGAAGGCACAAACACUCAGCUAAAGAGAAAGACAGGGCUUCUUUGAGACCAGCAAGAAGCAUGGACUCCCUCAGCAGUCCGUUGUAUCCAAAUGAAGGUUCCAGACGUUCUACUCAGCGCCCUCCCUCCAUCAACACGUCUCCUAAAGUCACACCCUCCCCUCAGCCAGGCUCAGAAGCUCCAGCUCCUUCCGGUGCAAUGGGUGGCAGCGAAUAUGCUGUGACAUACCGCAGGGGGACAGGGUUAGUGAGUGGGGGGACCCAGGGCACCUACACUGCUCUUGACCCUGAGGGUUUAGGGUCCACAGGCAAUGAGACUCUCCAGUCAAGAUCCCCGGGACUCUCCACUAAAGCAGGAUGGAGAGCAGCCAUGCACAUUACAGGGCCCACCAUGGUUACUGUGCCACUACAUAUCACCUCUAACCUGGCAUUAGGGGUGUUGCAGGGGGGCGGGAGCAACAGGGUCAUCCAUCGUGGCAGGGAUAAGGAUGGAGGGGACAGGGUGGAAGGUAAGGAGGAAGGAGACAAGGUGGAGAGGAAGGAAAGCAGAGAGAUGGAAAUGAAGGAGGAGGAAGGCAGAAAAGUUGAGGAGGAAGAGAAAGACAGUGAGGGAAUUGUGGACGUGGAUGAGAAUGCAGCGGCGGCAGGUGGUGUUGGCGAGGAAGAGUUUGAAGGAGCAAUAGAGGAGGAGAAGAGAGAAGAGGAGGUGAGAGAAGAUAGCAGCCGGAAGCCAGAGCUGGUGAUUGGAGGCGUGUCCAGAGAGCAACGAGCCAAAAGCGUCAAUUCCAACCCAGACGAUGAAGAUGCUGAAAAUAAUGACCAAUAUGUUGACUACAGCAGUGACUACAUGGAUAUGAAAGGGAUGGAACGAGAUGAUCCUCAGCCAGUGGUGACUCAGCCCGAAGACACCUGUGCAUUUGCUGAGCCUGACAUCCUCAACUCAACUGAAGUGGAUGGGGACGACCAGGAGCUGUUUGGCUACGUUCAAGAUAACUUUGACUUCCUGGACCAAAUGGACUGCAGCGCCCUGGACCAUAUGGACUGCAGCACGUCCUAUCAGGUGAACGAGUUCUCCGUCGAACCUCCAGGUCACUCAGACGAUGAGUAUGAAGUCAUGGUGCAAGCUUCGCCUCCUUCUCCUCCCCCUGCAGAGCCGCUGCCAAACCCUGAAACACACACUCAGAGUCCAACCGAGUUAAAACCACACAGGCCGCUCAGCCUCGACCUACACAACCGACACACUAAAUCCCUCAGCUUACCUUACAUGACCUCACCUGUCCACGGACCGGACGAGUCUUGCUCUGAAGAGGAGGAUGAAGGGGACCACGGUGAUAACGAUGAUUACAGCAGUGAAGAAGAUGAGAGCAUGUUUUAUAAAAGCCUUCCUGCUGAUUUCCUAUUAAGCAGUCUGUCCGGGUUGGAACUAGACACUGAUGCACAAGACAGUUGCACCCAAGAUAGACCUCCUGUUGAUCCAUCACAGAGCUCUGAGGAGGGAGAGUUUGAGACAUUGCACUCUCAAGAACCGACCGCUGGAGAUCAGGAGCAGGGAGGAGUGAUUGAUGAAGAAGACAGAGAAGGACUGGAGGGAAAGCAGAUGAUGAAUAAGGAAGAGGAUGACACACAUGAUAAGCAAGGAGAGCAACCAGAAAACCAUAUGCAAAGCAUGACAGCAGAGGAAGAUGUCAACAUCACGGAAGAUGUUCAAAGAGACAAAGAAAAGCAUCCGACUUCAGACGCGUCAUCACACUGCUGCAUGGAGUUUCGACCGCCAAGCGAUGAUGACAUUGAUGAGUUAAGCACUAUCGAGGUCGAGGAUGAGAAGGAAGUGGUUGAUAACCCUCACACUGAUCAUCCACCUUGUCACACAGAUAUUUAUGCAACACAGGAAAUUGGUAAUGUGUCAUUAGAGGAAUCCAGAGAAGAUCUCAGAACCUGUGAUGGAGGGGAUAUGAAAGAGAGACACAGUGAUGAGGGAGAGGACAGGAGGGUAUGCAAAGAGAGAGAGGCAAUAUGUAAAGAAGAGGUUCUUGAAAUAAAAGAAAGUGAUGAGAAGAUGUUGGAAGAUCCCACCGAAGAAGGUGAAGAAGGAAUAGCUGACAAAAAAGAUGAAGAAAAGAUGCACGAAGGUGGCAAAGAGCAGGAUAGUGAAAUAUGUAGCAGUGAAAUUUGGGAGGAACUUGAGGAUGUUAUAUGUGAAGUGAUCGAGGAUGAGGAAAGUGAGCAGGUUGAGAGGGAUGGUGUUGCAGGUGUAGAAAAAGAUGGAGAGGAGGAAGACCAGAAAGCAAAGGUUUCAGGAGAUAAAAUAGUGCAAGUGGAGGAAGGAGGGGCAAACAAGACAGAAGUUAAACCAGAGGUGGAGGAGGAAUCAGACCCAGAGAUAGAGCAAGAGUCUGCGGAAAAAGAGACAAGUGAACUAGGAGAAGCAAUUCAAGGGAAGCAUGUGGUCAAUAAAGAAGCACGUCAUCAUCACGGAGAAGAAGUGGUUUCAAAAGAGACAGAAAAGGAGAACUGUGACCAGGAGAGAGCUCAUGAGCAACUCAGAUCACCGCCAAGUGUAGAUAAGCAGAUAAAAGAGGCCUGGUCUGAUAUGAAGAAACCUAAGUGUGAGGAAAGUGACAGCAGUCAAGGAGCAGUAGGCAGGAAGCUGGUUGUGUCCAAAAACCCGAAAGUUUACCAAGUGAAAGCGGUGCCGGUGGUCCCUCCGAAGCCUCAGCACUGCAAAAUCACUGCCCUGACCCUGCGGCAGCAGCAGCAGCAAAGAGAGAGACGAGAUGCAGACAGAGGGAGGGAAACCAGGCAGAAAGUCCAGACAGAGCAGGACAGAGUUUGUGCAGCGGAACAGGGGAAAGAUGGAGGGGAGAGAGAGAGGGAGAGGAGGAGGGAUGGGGAUGAAGGUGCUGCGAGGGACACAAGCAGAAACAGUCCCCACAGCAUGUGCUUUGACAAGGCUGUUGCCAUAGCAACCAUGAGGCGAGAAAAAGAGAAAGAGUGCGAGAAGGAGAAGGAGAGGCAGAGGGACUGGGGAAGUGAAGUGUAGUGAGCAGGUUUUUUUUGUCUGUAUAUUGGUUUUAACUGAUUUUUCUGUACAAACUAUUUUUCUACAUGUAGCAUAAAAGGCUGUAUUUUAUCUUUAUUGAAUGUGGAUUUUAUUUCAGUAUAAAUUACAACAACAGUAUUGUCUAUCUAAUGCUACUAAAGAUGUUUAAGCGGUUUUUCUGUCAUGCACAAACUUGGUGCGCAGCCAGAAAAUGAAUAGGUUUUUACCUAUUUUGUUAGACAGAGAACUGCAGAGAGCUGACUGCGAAAUGAAAGGAAAGAGAUGGGGAGUGACAUGUAGCAAAGGUCCCCGGCUGGACGUUAACCCCUAGGCCCCUAGGCCGCAGGGACACCCCAAUUGCGAUUUUACUGAUAUUAAGUGAAAUAAAACAUAGAAACUGAAAGCAAACAUACAGUGAGGUGGGAUUAAAGGUGAAAUGCUGCUCUUUAUUUUAUAAACCAUUUGGAUAAACUGCCAUUAAAAAAAAAAAAAAAUUUAAACCCUAAACUUUCAUAGCUUUUAUACUCGAGGUCUGGAAAAACAAAACACGCCACCACUCAAACUCAAUUUUGAUAAAAGCAAAAAGAUAAACCUCAAUUCCAGCUCACUCCUGUUUGCACUAGUCGUCUAAUUAUACAAUACUUAUAUAAAGUAUAUGUAUUUAUACAGUAUAUGUGUUAAGAAAAGAUUGGCGGAAAUGUGGUUAAAUAAUAGAUUUGAAAGACCAGGGAUGAAUAGUAUGUGCCAUUUAAAAUAAAUAUGUUGAAUGUUUUAAAAUAUGUGAAUAAAAAGAUAUUUCCAA